Eurytemora carolleeae is the source of this 1828-nucleotide messenger RNA. RefSeq lists its product as uncharacterized. NCBI's taxonomy places the organism in Eukaryota, Metazoa, Arthropoda, Copepoda, Calanoida, Temoridae. The record is from RefSeq and is a predicted model, not a curated record. Bases 21 to 1592 code for a protein of 523 amino acids. The transcript has 20 exons.
GAUAAUCACUCCUCAGGCUCAUGAGAGGAAACAUGCACAACUUUCUACUGAAUAGGACCGUACAUUUUGUAAAGCACAGCCUGGUGAUUCUUUUUUCUUUCAGAUUUUAUAAAAUGGUGGGCAGGAAGCGAAAGAGAUGGGACCUAUCUGAAACUUCAUUUGGUAUGGAAGAAAGUAGACCUACUGGAUUUAGAAUCAUGAAUAUAGAACUUCUACAGGAUGCUUUAGAUGAAGCGCAGGGGUGUGGACACAAUAAACUAGUUCUAGUUGAUCUUCUGAAUACUGUAGACAAGCUUGCAUCAGCAUAUCAGUUCAUCUGUCAGGUCUGCUCCUCAACAGUGGAUUUCUUCAACUCUCCUCCUUCAACCAAAGGAUACAGACUAAAUGAAGAUUUGGAGAAAAUUUGCCCCGGCACAUCUUUAAAAUCUUUCGUUUCUUUCUUCGAUGACCAGAGAAGAGUCAAAGAAGAGAUGGCAACAAUCAACCCCGAUCCUUCUAAUCCUCAAACAGGGGUGGAUUAUGAUGAAGUUUUUGUGAAGAUGGAACCUGAGGAGGAUUCAAAGGAGAUCUUAGAUUUCCAUAAUUUCCAAACUUACUUCAUCAAGGAAGAGUUGAUUGAAUCUGGAACAAACCCAGAGACGGCUAGUCUAAUACAGUUUGAUAACUUGAAUUGGAUUCCUGUAAUGGGAGGGAUGGUCACAUUAUUGAAUCCUGGUAUACCUUUAACCUGUAAUCCUGCUCAAUUUAUAAAAACUACCUCCUCAAAGUACAAAAUACCUCCUGGAGUUUACAAAUAUGUAAGGAAAAAUGGUCUUGAGUCUGUGCUACUUGUAAAAGACGACGACGGAAACUACGACGACCUUCUCAAAUUUUUCAUUACUGUAGACAAGUUCGACUUGAAAGUAAGUGGAUUCCCACUGAAAUCUGGGAGCCGAGUAUCGAAAGAGAAGAAAGAGUUUAACGCCUGGCGACGGCAGGUGGUUAACUGGAGAACUACUCUCAAGAAUACAGGACUUAUUCCGUGUGAGAAGUGUACUCUAGGAUUCUCUACAUUAAUCGGAAUAGAAAGCCAUUACUUGCUGUGUACUGGGGAGAUAAUGGAUAAUUCGGAAUAUGCAGAUUGUCAUCUGUGUCAGGCGAGGUGUACUCAGUCCGAUCUUGAAGGUCACAUGAUCAAGUGCUUAUCUAACCGUAGUCAUUUCACCUCAUCUGAGAACAGUUCUUCUUCUGGGAGUGCUAAGGCAGGGAAUUCUAAAAGAAAAUUAGAGACUGGUAAUAAAGUGUUUAAAGUGGAACAGCCAAUCAAAAGAAAGAAACCCUCAAAGGCCCUGGCUAAGGCUGCUUGUUCCAGGCGCACUCCUCUCAGCAUAUUUUCAAUUAUUUAUACAGAGAGGUUAAAGAACCAGGGUAUAGUUGGACCUAAUAUCAGCAGUAUUGUAUUAGAUACCUGGAUUAAGAUGCUGGAUACAGAGAAGGAUGUAUUUAGAAGAGGGCAAACUGAUCAUGAUCUACAUCAGGAGUUGAUUACAAAGAAUUCUCCGCUUAGUGAAAAGGUGUUCAAUGAAAUAGAGAGACGGCUAGAUGAAAGCUGAUGAGUGAUGUUAUAUCUAGUUGAUAUACUGCCAGACAGCGCCACACCCAUACUGGCGACCAAAUAAGGAUUACAUUCAGUCUAUCCCAUUUGCAAAUAUAUAGUUCCAAGAUUGGCCGCUAUGUGACACCAAAGUUACUUAAGUUCCAUUUUUGACAUUGCAUCGUCAAUAUCCUUUGUUAAUUCUCAGAUUGUGGAAUACUAAUGUAUUUCAUUUUACAGAUUGAAUUUUUCAGA